Vicugna pacos (alpaca) is the source of this 3113-nucleotide messenger RNA. The record is from RefSeq and is a predicted model, not a curated record. Lineage: Eukaryota; Metazoa; Chordata; Mammalia; Artiodactyla; Camelidae.
AAAAGAUACUUUCGGUUUUAGGUCUUCCACACCUGUAAGCAGACGUUUUGGAGCUCCACCGGCCAACCCCAUGGCGUCCUCUGCUGCAGUGCCUCUGGGAUUUCACUAUGAAACCAAGUACGUUGUUCUCAGCUACCUGGGACUCCACUCUCAGGAGAGGCUGCCGGAGCAGCAGCUUUCCUCACCCCAAGGGGUUCAACAAGAUAUAGCUUCACAAUCUCUGGAUCAAGAAGUUUUAUUAAAAGUUAAAACUGAAAUUGAAGAAGAGCUAAAAUCCUUGGACAAAGAAAUUUCUGAAGCCUUCACCAGCACGGGCUUCGACCGCCACACCUCUCCAGUGUUCAGCCCUGCGAAUCCCGAGAGCUCCGUGGAGGACUGCCUGGCUCACCUGGGGGAGAAGGCGCGGCAGGAGCUCGGGGCGUCUCUGCAGGGCGCGAUGCAGCUGCUCCUCAGCCGGCCAGUGACAUAUCAGGCAUUUCGGGAGUGUACAGUGGAGACCGCAGUUCAUGCCAGCGGCUGGAACAAGAUUUUGGUGCCUCUGAUUUUGCUGCGACAAAUGCUUUUGGAGUUGACGAGACGUGGUCAGGAGCCUCUGAGUGCUUUGCUGCAGUUCGGUGUGACGUACCUGGAGGACCACGCAGCGGAGUACAUCAUCCAGCAGGGCGGCUGGACGCUGCUGUUACGAACACUCACACUUGUGUGCAGGGGUUUCUCUGAGUGUACACCUCGGAGGAGAAUUUCUGGUUCCGAGAGGGUGCGCAGGUUCUCCUCUACAGGACUGUGCCGGAGUGGCUUCCAGAGCGGUUUCCCAGCUUGCACGCUGUCAGCGGGAUAUAAGGAUUUCUGCUGCUCUGCCUCUUCCCCAGUCAGACUUACUAAUGCUUUAAAUCACUUACUGAAAUAAGGUUAUAUCGGGGUGACCUUAGACCUACAGAGGUUCCAGAGCGAGAGCACCCACACUCACACUCACCCGGCUCCCCCGGUGCUAACGUCCCAGGCACCUGUGUCCCUUUGUCAGACUGACGUUUCCACGCUGGCUUUACCUCCCGCAAGUUGGCCCGCCUCUUACGGCUCUGAGUAUUUCCCUCUAGAUCCCUUUGGGUUUUCCACACAGGAAGUCACACCGGCAUUACUGUGCACAGUGACAGGGCUUUUCUUGCCGGGUGCAGCCCCAGUCAGGGUCCCCAGCACAGUUACCGCAGCGGUCGCUGGAAGGCAGCCCUGUCUUCCUGACGCUAACGUGAGUGCCCGGUUGUGCGAGUCUCAGUGAGCGAGGCUGGCCCGCAGCGCUCGCCUGGCCUCGGUUCUCAGGGCGUGCCGGCUCUGGGGCAGAGCUCACAGUUGGGAAGAGUGUUUCUUUCCUCUUUUCCUGUGGUCUGGAGUGGUCUUCAUGAGACCCUUACUCGUGCCUGGCUUCCUGCAACAUUCCUGUAGGCCUGCCUGGUAUUUCUUUCGAGGGAAGAUUUCUGGUUUUUCCUGUUGACUUUUGAUAAUCUUUCCUGGAUACCAUCCCUAAAUUCUCAGAUUUGUUGGCACAGAGUUGUUGAGGCUUUUCUUUGUGGAGGAAGGUGCAGUGGGUUAUUGUUCACUUCUCUUACACUGCUUUAACUUAAAUUUUCUCUGUGGAGAAUUUUGAUCACGUACGAAAACAGGCGGGACAGUGUGGCGAGCCCCCGUUGCCUGCGCAGCGGCAGCUAACUUACUGCCAGCUGCUUACAGCGCCUCCCUUCCCCCUUAAUACUGUUUUGAAGCAAAAUCCAGACAUCAUAUAAUUUUAUUUCCAAAAAUGUCAGUAUGUAUCUCUGAAAACUAAAGGUUCUCUUUUUACUUUAAAUCACGUCACAGAGAAUUAGAAGCCGUCUCUCCAUGCCGUAGGCGCCUGUUGGCGCCCGCACCCCCAGGCCUUAGGAGCCCCCUGUCUCACAGCCUGCGCUCCCUUCCAUUCCUAUUGUUCUCUCUUGGCUCCGGUUUUCUUUUGUUUGGGUUUUUAAUUAUUUUUUCCGUUUAAAGUAAUUUUCAUUGCCCGGGGUGUUUUCCCUUGUGUCUCAUUGUGUUCUCCCUUUCCGUGAGCAUGAACUCAGGCUGAGCGGCGCUCGCCUCUGUCUUGCACUUACUAACUUGACCUCGUUCUAAGAAAGGGAUGGUAGUUACCUUGCAAGAAAAAAACUUAUGCCACUGCUGGUUAAGCUCGAAGGCUGGUGGCACUUAAAGGAGGCAGUGGUGUCGUUGACGAGAUUAUAUUCGGUUGGUGGCAUUUGUGGUAAUUCCUGAACAACGUUUUAAACUGUUAGGAAAUUCUGACGUGGGAAUGAGGGGAGUAAAACGCCUCCUUUGAGUCUGGACGAAACCCUGGACUCGAGGUGCCUGCAGCUUGGAUGUCAGAGGAAGGUGGUGGUCGGCCUUGCUGACAGUGGUCUCAAGUUCACACAGACUUUGUGACAAGCCCCCGUCCCAGGCCCCUGCUUUCCUGGGGGCUCUGCUUCCCCUCAGUGGGUGCUGCGGAAGGUGUGCCGUGUCGGCGCGCAGCCCCAAAGCCAGAUCCGGAGGGAAGAGUCAGCGUGAGCUCCCCGGGAGAUUCGGUGGAGAAAACGCCCCUUUCUUCGUGCCCCACUGCUCCUCAAGCAUAAAUGUGAAGAGCAUCUGGGGUGCCUUGAGUGGGACCCUGUAGGUGGGCUGUUUUGGGGUCUUCUGGACCCGACACCCAGCCUGCACUUUUCUUCAAGCAUCAUCUGCCUUGUCUCCUUGCACAACUUUUGCCCCCACCUGCUCCCGCCUCCCCCAGAGAAGGAAAGCGCCCGCCCUGCUGAGUGAUAGGGUCCCGGAGGAGGACACGUUUCCUGCCUUGGUUUUCUCUGCUGUUCCGCAUUCAUUAUUGCAUUAAAUAUAUUUAAACUGAACAUGAACUAACUUUCCAGCUUUCUAGCUUCAAGGAAACUAGUCAGAGGAGGACUGCCUGGUUAGAAAGUCUUCCUCUGCCUUGUUCUGCAAGUGAACACCUUCAGUCCAGAAGCUCUGAGGUCUUUAUUCCUGGAACUUCAGUUUAGGGAAGAAUUUUCCCAGAUUUACACUCAUUUUAAAUUUAUUUAGCUGCCUUGGACUUGUCUGUCCUCCUU